AUGUGUAAUCAUAGAGGAAGUCGCCUGUACCGGAAGUUCGUCAGUGCUCUCAUUAAAAGUCAUUCAGUGGUUUCUUGUUUCUCCCUCAAACCACGUAAAACAUAUAAAACAUUUCUUCUACGUUGCACAUAAAACUCUUUGGAAACGGUACCGUGUGACCAAUAACAUCAAGAUGACAGAUUCAAAAUAUUUUACCACCACUAAAAAAGGUGAGAUAUUUGAGCUGAAGGCUGAAUUAAACUGUGACAAGAAAGAGAAAAAGAAGGAAGCUGUGAAGAAAGUUAUUGCCAGCAUGACUGUUGGUAAAGAUGUCAGUGCGCUCUUCCCUGAUGUCGUUAAUUGUAUGCAGACUGAUAAUUUGGAAUUGAAGAAGUUGGUGUAUUUAUACCUGAUGAACUAUGCCAAGAGUCAACCAGAUAUGGCUAUCAUGGCGGUUAACACUUUUGUCAAGGAUUGCGAAGACAGUAAUCCAUUGAUCAGAGCCCUUGCUGUUCGUACCAUGGGCUGCAUCCGCGUUGACAAAAUAACUGAAUAUCUCUGUGAGCCACUGCGUAAAUGUCUCAAAGACGAAGACCCUUACGUUAGGAAGACCGCUGCUGUGUGUGUGGCUAAACUGCAUGACAUUAAUUCACAGUUGGUGGAAGACCAAGGAUUUUUAGAUCUUUUGAGAGAUUUGUUAUCGGAUUCUAAUCCAAUGGUUGUUGCCAACGCAGUGGCUGCCAUAUCUGAGAUUCUAGAUGCUUCACCAAGUGCUCAACAAGUAUUAGAAAUGACCUCCAAUACUAUUAACAAGCUUUUGACUGCUCUCAAUGAGUGUACAGAAUGGGGUCAAGUGUUUAUCCUUGAUUCGAUUUCCAACUUUACACCAAAAGAUGAGAGAGAAGCUCAAAGUAUUUGUGAAAGAGUUACUCCAAGACUUGCCCAUGCUAAUGCAGCUGUUGUAUUGUCUGCUGUCAGAGUGAUAAUGAAAUUUAUGGAAAUGAUGGAACCUCAAAGUGAAUAUAUCAAUAUGUUGGUUAAAAAACUGGCUCCUCCAUUGGUCACUUUACUUUCAGCUGAGCCAGAAAUUCAAUAUGUUGCUUUACGUAAUAUAAAUCUUAUUGUGCAGAAGAGACCUGAUAUAUUAAAACAUGAAAUGAAAGUGUUUUUUGUGAAGUAUAAUGAUCCUAUUUACGUCAAACUGGAGAAACUCGACAUAAUGAUUCGUUUGACCAAUCAUUCCAACAUUGUCCAAGUUCUCUCUGAACUCAAAGAGUAUGCCACUGAGGUUGAUGUGGACUUUGUACGUAAAUCUGUCAGAGCCAUUGGUCGAUGUGCUAUCAAAGUCGAACAGGCUGCUGAGCGAUGUGUUAGCACGCUGCUUGACUUGAUCCAAACUAAAGUUAACUAUGUUGUUCAAGAAGCUAUUGUUGUCAUCAAGGAUAUUUUCCGAAAGUAUCCCAACAAAUACGAAAGUAUAAUUGCUACCCUGUGUGAAAACUUGGACACCCUUGAUGAACCAGAGGCAAGAGCAUCCAUGAUUUGGAUCAUUGGAGAAUAUGCUGAGCGUAUUGAUAAUGCAGAUGAACUUCUGGAAAGUUUCUUAGAAGGAUUUCAAGAUGAAAACACACAGGUCCAAUUGCAGUUGUUAACCGCUAUUGUGAAACUGUUUUUGAAACGCCCCACCGACACACAAGAACUAGUUCAGCAAGUUUUGAGUUUGGCCACUCAGGAUAGUGAUAAUCCUGAUUUGAGAGAUCGUGGCUACAUUUAUUGGCGUCUCCUUUCAACUGACCCAGCUGCUGCAAAAGAUGUAGUAUUGGCUGAGAAACCCUUAAUCUCUGAGGAAACGGACCUUAUAGAACCAACUCUUCUUGAUGAACUCAUCUGUCAUAUUGCCAGUCUCGCUUCAGUUUACCACAAACCUCCAAAUGCAUUUGUUGAAGGCCGUUCAAGUACACGAAAGGCUCUACCACCUCGUUCUACAUCUGGCAGCUUGGUUGAAGAAGCUAACCAAACUAACCAGACAGUGUCAGCUGAUCAAAAUAGUACUCAACCUACAGUAAUUCCAGGAGUUGAUUCCCUCAUUGGUGAUUUGUUAGACAUGGACCUUGCUCCACCUAUGCAUCAACAACAGCAACAACAAAUGUAUUCCACUCAACAAAUUCCAACUGCUGGUGGUGGAAUGGAUAUCCUAGGUGAUGGACUUGAUACACUAUUAGGAACCGGUGUCAGUAGUGGUGAUGCUUUAGGUGGUCUUGGAGAUAUAUUUGGAUUGCCAGCCACCCAGUUUUAUGUACCACCUCAGGAGGUUUGGGUUCCAGCUAUAAAAGGAAAAGGUCUUGAAGUUAGUGGAACAUUUACACGAAAGAAUGGUCAAAUAAUGAUGGAAAUAACACUCACCAACAAAGCCAUGCAAGCAAUGGGUGGAUUUGCAAUUCAAUUCAAUAAAAACAGCUUUGGUCUGCAGCCAGCACAGUCUCUACAAUUACAAGGUCCCCUGAACCCUAACCAAACAGCAUUCACAUCUCUACCACUUAAUACUGUUGGACCAGUUUUGAAAAUGGAUCCCCUAACUAAUUUACAGGUUGCCAUUAAAAAUAACAUUGAUGUGUUUUACUUCAGUUGCAUAGUUCCAAUGCAUAUCUACUUUGUUGAAGACGGUGAAAUGGACAAAAGAGUAUUCUUAGCCACAUGGAAAGACAUUCCAGCUCAAAAUGAAGUGCAGCAUACCAUAAAUGAUGUACAACUCAAUGCUGAUAUGGUUUCCCAAAAACUUAGAAACAACAAUAUUUUCACUAUUGCCAAGAGGAAUGUCGAAGGACAAGAUAUGUUGUAUCAAUCACUCAAACUGACCAAUGGCAUCUGGGUAUUGGCAGAGCUUAAAAUACAGCCUGGAAAUCCUAGUUUCACUACUACUUCUCCGCCAAUACAAAAUACAUGUCAAGUGCAGCUGUCUCUGAAAGCACGUGCGAUGGAGGUUUACCAAGGAAUGCAACUUGCAUAUGAAACUAUUUUGCACAAUUGAAAGUUCUUGUGAAAUAUUCCAAAAGACAUGUUCUUCAAGUGAUAAAAAAAAAAAAAAAUGUUCAAGUGAAAAAAAAAGAUGUUCUUCAAAGUGAAACAAGGGAAAAAGAAAAAUGUAGUUUUUAAACGGGAAAACAAAAUAAAAUCUUUUGUAUAACCACUUUUAAUAGUAAAUAGACCGUGGUGAUAUAUGAUAUCAUUGAAUAGUUACAAACGAGUGAUAUUUCUUUCUUCUCCUACUCCCUAUGAAAUGGUGAUGAUAAAAGAAAUUUUAAUUUUGAAAUAUACCUUAGGAACGGGUUAAUGUUAAAACUGAUUUUAAAAUUUUAUUAAUUUUUUUAUUCAUCUUUCCUGAUUUUAAAUUUAUAUUUCACCACAUUUUAAUUUAAAAUAGAAAUUAUAUUUGGACUGAUUUGUCUUAAGUCUCCCGAAACUUCUACAUGUUCACUACAUGAUAUUAGGGUUAAGUCAUCGAGGAUCCCUUCCUGCUCUCAUAAUAUUAUCCAAUAUUUAAUGCAGAAUAUCAAAUUGUCAGUGAUUUUAAAAUUAAAAUGAAAAAAAAAAAAAAGUUAAGCCUAUCAGUCAAAAGAAUAUCUGUUAUUAAAUCUGUGUGUGUUGUCAAGUUUUAAGGACUUUUUAUAGUAGACACCUUUUAACUAAAAUUUAAUUUAAUAGAUUUAACUGAUAACACAUUUAAUUUGUGGCAAUCUGUGCUCUAUUAGUAAACAUACAAAAGAAAAGUGAAUCAUAUUAUUGUUCCAUUUAGUUUAAAACCUCAAACAAAUUAGUUUUUGUUUUUUAUGGAAAUGAAGUUGGAAAAUUUCCAUCUAUGCCACCCUAAUCUUCUUCUUCCUGUACUUUCCAAUACAUGUUUUAUUAUUAUUAUGAAUGAUGCAUAUUGUUGAA
Molecule: messenger RNA, 3912 nt
Organism: Octopus sinensis (East Asian common octopus)
Lineage: Eukaryota; Metazoa; Mollusca; Cephalopoda; Octopoda; Octopodidae
Product: AP-1 complex subunit beta-1
Exons: 23
Coding region: 173-3007 (944 amino acids)
Biological process (GO): vesicle-mediated transport; intracellular protein transport
Cellular component (GO): membrane coat; clathrin adaptor complex
Molecular function (GO): clathrin binding
Source: RefSeq, a predicted model, not a curated record